Molecule: messenger RNA, 435 nt
Organism: Bipolaris victoriae FI3
Lineage: Eukaryota; Fungi; Ascomycota; Dothideomycetes; Pleosporales; Pleosporaceae
Exons: 2
Coding region: 1-435 (144 amino acids)
Source: RefSeq, a predicted model, not a curated record
AUGGUGCUGAACUUGAGGCGGGUUUAUGCCACCAGUAGUGGCGGUGAGGCUAAGUACAAUGGCACACCACCACAAGAGCUAAAGACUCCACUAAUGAUUCUUACGCUUGAGCGCAAUAUUGAUUGUUGCCUUGCAAACGAGAACUUGUGUGAGAACAUCAGGCGUACGCUAGCUGGCGCGUUUAACCUUUCUGUCGCUGGCGAUCAAGCAAUUAGUGAACUAAGAACAAUGACUUCAGUUGUGCAAUCACGACGAGCUCGUCAGCAACGGUCUCGUACGACACUCAAAUCGUCACGGAGUGCAAAGGGCAGACUUGAGACGGAAAUAAGAGAGCUUAGAGCUGAGUAUGCAAGAAUGAAGAGCGUGUCAAUCGCAAAUAAAAAGCGACAGUUACAAACUUAUCAGCCUGCACAUGAUCAGUUGCAGCUUGUGUAG